Paramecium tetraurelia is the source of this 6789-nucleotide messenger RNA. RefSeq lists its product as uncharacterized. The record is from RefSeq and is a predicted model, not a curated record. Gene Ontology annotation, biological process: regulation of transcription by RNA polymerase II. The transcript is spliced from 5 exons. Lineage: Eukaryota; Ciliophora; Oligohymenophorea; Peniculida; Parameciidae.
AUGGCUAAGGAUAUUGAAGAAUAUUUUAUUAAAAGGCUUUAAUCUUAUCUUUUAGAAUAUUUGUAAGAUUUUUCAUAAAACAAUAUGGCUAAAUUUUCUUUGGGUCUAUCGUCUAAUAUUGUGCUCAAGAAUUUAUGCAUCAAAAAGCAAGCAUUACUAAAUUUUAAAUUUCCAUUAUACAUAAAGGAUGGGAAAAUCAAUUAGAUUACUCUCAAUAUGCCUUUAAAUUACAAAAAACAGCAACCAGAAAUGAUAAUAGAAGGAAUUGACUUGCAUGUUUGUACUAUAUAAGAGGCCAACUAAUCUGCAUAGAACAAAGAUAGUUAGACUCAAGGAAUUGAUAAUUUGAAGAAACAUAAACUUAAAUUGUGGGAAGAACAAAUGGCAAAAUAUUUUGAAAAACUAUCUCCACCAAAUUGGAUAUAAAAAAUUGUCGAUGGAAUAUACAAUAAUUUAACAAUAACAAUUAAGUAGUUUUCUCUAAGAUUCUCUAAUCAUUCAAUAUUUGGUCAUGAAACUAUGUUGCGAGUUAAAUUUGAUGCGUAAAUAAAGGCAACGGACAAGGACUUUAAAUAAUUGUUCAAUAGUGAUGUUAAUUGUACCUAUAAGUUAAUUGAAAUCAAAAAGCUAAGCAUCUCUUAUAAAAAUGAUCCUACUUCCGUUUUGUAAAAAAAAGAUGACUAGAUGAUUCUAACUCCAAUAGAUAUUGAAAUCAAAUAUACGCUUAAUAGAAAUUAUGAAUAGCUAACUCAGCCAAUCUAAGUUAUAUCAAUUGUAGUAAAAUCUCCAAUAAUUAUUCAAUUGAAUAAAGAAUAAAAAGAAUAUUUAAUUAAAUUAAAUGAAGCACUAUCAAGUUAAGAAGUGAUUUAGGAUAAUUUUCAUUUAAGGCCAACCAAAGAUAUCAAAAAUGCAUAUUCAGAAUGGUGGAAAUAUUUUAUCAAAUCUAUAAUUCUUAAACAGAAAAGUAAAAAAUUAGACUUAGGUUAUUCAUCCAAAAAGCUUGUACUGAUGAAACGAUAUAUAGAAUUGUAUAAAAGAAAGUAAACAAUUAUUUUAGUUCCAUGGCUAUCAUCAUGGACGGCCAAAGAUGAAUAUAAAAUAGCUAAGUGCGAAGAAGAUCUAUCCUUAAAGGACUUAUUAAAAUAUAGGGAAUGGGCUUUUCAAGAAAUUCGAAUAGAAGCGAAAAGAUAUUAUAACUCAUCAAAAGAUGGAUAAAAUAAAUAGAGUGUUAAGCCAUUACUGGAAAUUUGGACUAAUACCAUAAAUAAUCAAAAUUCUUUUAAGGAUCACACUAAACGCAAUGAUGAUAUACCAAUUGAAUUGGAAGGUGAUGAAAAAAUUAGUUUGUAUGAGAUUUUAGAAAGAGAUAAAACAAAUGUCUUAUCAAGUUAUUUAAAAGGAGAAAAUAAUCAUCCUGAUUAGAUCAAAAUUUAAUUUACUUUAGAUAUACAUUCUAUUUUUAUUUUAUUAUUUGAAUUAAGGACUGCAAAUUAUGUCAAAUAUACUCCUGAAAAUACAAAGAUAUUUUAAUUUUGUCAGUGUAAAUAUCAUAUUCGUUUGUUAAAAAAGGCAGCUUAUUCUAGAAAAAAAUCAAGAUAAUCAUCCCAUAUCAAUACAUUUAAUUAAGUAUACUAAGAUGCUUAGAAAUAAAAUGAAGAGAAGUCAUUUCAUACAGCUAAAGAAGUAGACAGUUUUUAUGAAGACAUAGAAGAUUUAAAUGGAGUAGGAUCUAUGGUUUCUUAAUCCUCCAAUAGUUUAGAAAAAUGCAAUAGUACUGAUUUGAAAUAAUCAAAUGAUCAACAAUAACAUCAAAAAUUUGUGUUAAUGAUUAAUUUUAUUGGUAUUAGAGUGCCAUUAUUUAUCUAUUAAAAUGGAGCAAUUUAGACUCCAUCUAUAAAAAAAUCAAAAGAGCCUUUAGAUAAAAUUUAUAUAGGAGAUAUUAGAAUAAUUGCACCUGGGAUGUUGUUAAAAGUAAUGGAAGAAAUUGAUAAGAAAAAUAUAUAAUCCCCUUUAUUUUCUGAUAUUAAUUAAUAAACUAAUUCAUUAAGGAAUCUCACAUCGUUUUAAAUUUAGCAAUAAUAAUAGCAAUAAUAGUAAUAAUAAUAGUAAUAAUCAUAAUAAUAAUAAUAAUAAUAAUAAUAAUAAUAAUAAUAAUAAUAAUAAUAAUAAUAAUAAUAAUAAUCAUAAUCAUUAUUAUUAUCACAGUAAUAGUAAUAAUAAUAAUAAUAAUAAUUUUUAUCAUAAUCAUAAUGUUAAUAAUCAUAAAAUACUAAAAAGGAAUAAUCUGAUACUAACCAAAAAACGUCCCACAUAAAAUAUUCAGAUUUCUUUAAUGAAAUUUUUGAAAUUUCAAUUACUAAUGACUCAUAGCAAUUUCUAAAUAGUGAACUCUGCUAUCAAUUGUUGGGAGAAUUUUUAAAAUAAAAUUUGAUGGGUAAUGUUAAAUCAUUUUUUGAUGAUUAUGAAAGAGAUAAGAAUAAUUUCUAAGAUUUUACAAUGGAGUAAUUUAAAUUAUAUGAUAAAUAUUUUGAUGAUAGAUUAGAAUAAGAAGACAAUUGCUUUAUUCAUAUAUCGAAAUAGUAAUAUGUUGAAAAAAGAUGGGAAUUUAUAAGAAAUACCGCAAUAUCCUCUUUUGAAAAAGAUAAGCAAAACAAUUGGGUCUAGGGAGAGAAUAAUGAUAAAAGUGUAUUCAUAUCGGAUGCCCAUAAUAAGCUUGUAGACAUAAUCAGAAGAGUAUUAUUUAUUCCCUUUAUUGAAGAAUAUGGUGAAAUUCUUCUCCCAAUUUGUAUUUAUAAUUUAAAGGACAAAUUAACAUUUCCAAAUAUUUCUUAAUUAAAAUAAAAAGAAGUUUGCACUUUAUAAGUAUAUAUAUAUCUACAAGGGGAAUAAUCUGAAUAUAGAAUCAUUUCAAAUAGUGAUUAAAAGAAAGGAUUAUAAAAAGAAGGCACCAUUCCAAUCCAAUAGACUUAAAUUAGCGAAAUAAUGAUUUAGUUUCACCCUUUUUAAACACUGUUAUCUACAAAAACGGUUACUUCUUUAUUAGAUUUUAUUUAACAUUAGAAAUAAGAAAUAUUUAAGUCCCCUGCAUAUCAAUAAUGCAAAGAAGAUCACAAACUCCUAGAAUGCAUUGUAAAAAGCAAACCAUUAAAUAAAGAGGCUUAGAUAUAGCCCUAAUGGAAGUUUUCCUUAAGAAUGGAUGGAAAAUUAAAAGUAAAAAUAGUUUCUGAUUCAAUUUCUAGUAAGAUUAAAACAGAAAUAAAAUUUCAAUUAAAAAAUAUUCUAAUUUAAACAGUCAAUUUAGAUGAUAAAGAAUAUCAAUGUUAUUUAUAAGAAUUUAAUUAAUAACAUAAAUCUACUUUCAUUCUUUAACAAAGGUAUUACUCUAUUAAAAAGGCAGUAAUUGAACAAAUUUAGGUUGCACACAAAUACUUUUCAAUAGAUUAUAAAUAUUACAAUGAGGAGAUGAAAAAUUAUGAAAAAUAAAUGUAAGGAUAAAGGAAUGGAAGAGAAUAACUAAACUCCCCUUCUCAAAACUAAUAAAAUAAAAAUCCAAUUCGCCAAGGCUUUCCCUCACAUCAAAUUAAACAUUCGGCCACCUUAAAUUAAGAAUAAAAGAUAUCAUCAAAUUUACCCAGCUAAACGAACAUAAAAUCUUAAAGCAAAAUAUCUGGUAUUAAAUCUUAAAUUUUAAAAACUUAAUUGAUUUCUUUUUAAUUAGACUCAUUUAUAUAAAAUCACCCUUUAUUGACUGAUAGAAAACUAUAUAUAUAAUUUCCAUCAUUAGACUUAUAAAUAAAUGAUUCUUAGAUUUGCUUUAUAGAACUAUUAAUGAUAUUGAACAAGAAAUUGAAUAGAGGAUAUCAAAAGUAAUAUUCUGAUGUUAGAUAUUCAAUGAGCAAAGAUAGUUUAAUAAAGGCAGAGUUGCAAUUGUUAUUAAACGAUCAUAAAAAAUAAAAGAAGGAUUGCAAACAUUGCAUAAUAAAAUAUAGGAAGAGUCUUUAUUUAAAAAACAUAGUUUUUGGUCCAGUUCCAAAAAUUAAUAAUGAAAUUAAUUUGUUUACACUGUUUGAAUAUGAAAAUAAAUUGAUAAUUCAAAGAUAAUUAGAGAGAAUGACGAAAGAUUCUUCAAAUGAGAAAUCUUUUGCCUAAGAAUUGAAAGAAAAUACAAAAAUUCAUGGAAUUAGAAUCCAAUUUGCUAGUACACCAAAAUCCACAAAAAGUACUUGUUAUAUUACAGUUGUUGAAAUGCCAUUAUUUAUCAUCACUCACGACAAAGGAUAUUUUAAAGAUACUGUUGCUAUUCAUUGUAAGAAAACCCCAUAAGGUAGCGAUGCAUCCCAUCAAAGUAGUUUUAAUAAAUUAGAUCAUAUUCAGCAUCCAUAAUUAGAGAGGAACAAAUCUCUUAAAGAAAUAGUGCCAAAAAAAUAACUUCAGUAAUAUUCUUAAGAUGAAAUCAAUGAAAAUAAUCCUGAUAUAAACAAUAUCAUAUUCCAACCAUCUUUAUUAGUCCAAGAAUCCCAUACGUUAGGAGAUAAACUUGAUGAUAAAUUUGUAUUUUAUUGCAGAAGUAAAGAAAUUGAAAUGUUCAAUUAAGAAUUUAUACAAUAUGAUGAUAAAGAUAAAGACAAAGAGUUUAUGUAAUAAUCAGAUCAUCUUUCUUCUAAUAAUUAUUUUGAAGAUGCUAUUUAUAUGUUAUACUAUUGUCAUAUACCCUUAAGAUCUCAUUUGCUUUCUUGUGUAAUAGAUGAUUAUUUCAAGGAGAAGAAUUCAAAAACAAAAAUCUUUUUUGCAAUUGACAAUAUAAAAGCGAUCUUCAGUAAUUAGUUUGCAACUUAUAAUCUUAUCACAAUAUUAAAAAAUAUUUUAACAAUAAAAAAUGUUUAAGAGAAUGCAUUUAAUUUAACUAAUAAAGAUCUAAUUAGAUAAGAAAAAGAAAAGUUAAAAUUGAAAUAAAAUCCAUUAAAACAUCUCAAUGAUGUAAUCGUUUGUGCUCUAAUUUAGAAUAUAUAUUUGAAAUCUAAUGAAACCUUCUUUAAAUUAAGUUAAUUAAGAGCAUUUAUUUAAGUGCAUUUGAUGGGCAAAGUUAGAGGAAACUCUCUUUAAAAGAGAUCAUUUUAAAGCUUCUAUCCAGCCAUGAAUUCAAGCGUAUAAUAAUAGAAAAAUAGAUAAUCAGUCAAUUCUUAUGAUGAAGAUUAAAUAAUAAGAUGUGAUUUCAUUAAAUUUAAUUUUAACUAGGUAUCAUAAAUAGAUAUCAAAAUUAUAAAUGUAACCAAAUAAAAGGAUGAACUAAGUUUAUCAGUUGAUGAUAUUUAAAUCAGUAUUAUGGGAAGGUAAAAAGAAAAUCUAUUAGUUAUGCCAGGGAAAGAAACAGGAACUUAAAGAGCAUCAUACGCCUUGCAUAUCAAUUUAUCAUUUUAGAAUUCCUACCCUCUUGUAAAGUUACAAAUUGAAUAAGCUAAAAUCAUACUUUCUUAAUAAAAGAUUUAAGAUUUAUUGAUUGCCAUAAACAGUUUCUAUUUAAUCAAUAUUGAGGAGUCAAUAUCUUUGAAAUAACACUUAAUAAAGUAUAUUUUUUAAUAAGAACUAUUUAUUAAUGAAUAAAAAGAGAAGUCUAUUGGAAUAAAUUUAUUUGUUAAAAAUGCUAACAAUUAGAAAAAAUCAUAUAAAUAUGCUAUUGAUUUAUUAAUCGAUUCCUUAAUUAUUAAAUUAUAGGAUCAAGAGCAAGACUUUUUUUUAUUUUAAUUUCAUCAAAUACAAAUGAAGAAAAAAAACUAAACUAAUUUAGUAUUGUCAUUGUCUUAAGUUGAAAUGAAACCUCAAAAUAACAAUGAAUAAUAACUUUAUUAAAAUCUAAUAGAACCUAUUGAUAAUUAAUAGCUUUUUAUUUUUAAAUUAGAAAAUAAAAUUAUAACUCUUAAAAAUGUUAAAUUUUAUUUGAUUUCAAGAUACAUUAAAGAAUUAGAAGCUUUUAAAUAAAGAAUAGAGGAAAUCUUAGAAAAAAACUUAAAUGAAUUAAAGGACAGAUACCAAAAGGAUUUUGAUCUAUAAUUAUAAAUUAAAUAAGAAGAAGAUUUCAUUAAAGAAAAGGAUAGUUUUAAUUAUAAAAUUUCUAUAGAAAAUUCAUAAUUCAUAGUACCUUAAUCAUCGAUAGGAUCAAAUCUUAUCAUAGUAACAUUUGAUGAAGCAAACUUAGAUUUAAAAAAGCAAAAGAUAAGUUUAAAGAUGCCAGAUAUAUAAGAUGAUAUCUUAUUGGAACCAAAAGAAGAUAAUUUAUUAAUCGAUUAUAAAGAGAAAAAUUAGGGAGAUGGAGAAUUUUGUGUAAUUAAUGUAAAUGGAAAUUUUUAAAAUGUUUAAGUUAAUUAUUAAUUCUCUGAAAUAUAAGGAUGUGGAUAACUAUUAUUUGCAGAUAUAAUUCAACCAGUAAUUGAUCUACCUAGCUUUGAUUAAAAUUGUGGAUAAAUUCCUUGGAAAUUUAAGGAUGCUUGUAAAUUAAUUGUUUACAACGUUAAAAUGUCACUUGAUUUUGGCAAAUUAAUGAAAUUACAAAGUUAUCUAUAUUAGAAUUUGGAGGAAUAAUCUCCUUUGUUUAAAUUUACUCAAUCUAUGCUACAAAAAAUAAACUUUGAAAUAAAAUUAGCAGAAAGUUCUCUCUCGUUUACUAGAUAUAAUUAAGGAGAACCAGAAAAACUUAUUUAUAUUAAGGAAUAAGCCAAGGUAUAUAAAUAGAAACCGAGGUUAAGUAAAAACUUUACAAAUUAAUAAUAAUCCAAAAGAGAGUCAAUGUCAUGA